AUGUCUGUCGAAGCCAAGUUCAACAAGGCCGUGUCCAUCGUCGGCUCGCUCCCCAAGGACGGCCCCGUCCAGCCCACCCAGGACGACCAGCUCAAGUUCUACGGCUUCUACAAGCAGGCCACCAUCGGUGAUGUCAACACCAAGAAGCCCGGCAUGUUCGACCUCACCGGCAAGUACAAGUGGGAGGCCUGGAACAAGAACCAAGGCAUGUCCAAGGAGGAUGCCCAGCAGGCCUACGUCGACGCUCUUCUCCAGCUCCCCCUCUGUCCAUCGCGCCGCUCGUCUUACAUUGCGAUUCAACAGAUCCUCAAGAAGCACGAGGACGAGGGCGACUCGGCUCAGCACAUCAAGGACAUCGAGAGCGCCUAG
Molecule: messenger RNA, 369 nt
Organism: Moesziomyces aphidis
Lineage: Eukaryota; Fungi; Basidiomycota; Ustilaginomycetes; Ustilaginales; Ustilaginaceae
Source: the annotation of a GenBank genome assembly